This is a messenger RNA of Parathielavia appendiculata, 1080 nucleotides long. Its product is annotated as S-adenosyl-L-methionine-dependent methyltransferase. Gene Ontology annotation, molecular function: trans-aconitate 2-methyltransferase activity. NCBI's taxonomy places the organism in Eukaryota, Fungi, Ascomycota, Sordariomycetes, Sordariales, Chaetomiaceae. Bases 63 to 923 code for a protein of 286 amino acids. The transcript has a single exon. The record is from RefSeq and is a predicted model, not a curated record.
UUGGGCUCUCUCCCAAUUACAGUACUCCGUCGCAACCCGUAUCCAGGCGGUUCACUGCCGGCAUGUCAACAUCGACGCCCGCAGUUAGAGCCAGCGACUGGUCACCGGACCAAUACCUCCUCUUCGCCGACGCGCGCAAUCGCCCCGUCAACGACCUCCUCACGUUUCUUAGGCCAGAUUACUCGCCCCGACGUAUCGUCGACCUGGGCUGCGGCCCAGGCAACAGCACCGCCCUCCUCGCAAUCCGCUUCCCCGGCGCGAGCAUCACCGGCGUCGACUCCUCCCCGGCCAUGAUCUCCAAAGCCCGCGCCACUCUCCCGGAGAUUUCGUUCGCCGAAGCUGACCUGCGCACGCACAAGCCUCCUUUCGGAACCGACCUGCUCUUCGCCAACGCCGUGUUCCAGUGGCUGCGCCGGGACGAGCGCAUCCCAACUAUUGCCCGUCUCCUGCGCACCUUACCGCAACAGCGUGAAGGCGGGAAUGAGUCGGGAGGCGUGCUGGCGUUUCAGAUGCCCGAUAACUAUCACGAGCCGUCGCAUCGCUUGAUACGGGAGACAGCGGCGUCCGAAGGGCCUUGGAGGGAGUUCUUUGAGAAGCUGUCGGGUACGGGAAGUGUUGAUAAACUGGGGCGGGACGAUAUCGAGUCGUUUGCGGAGUACUAUGAUGCGCUCAAGCCGCAUUGUCGGGCCGUCGAGACGUGGAAUACGACGUAUGUUCAUGUGCUGGAUGGACCCAGGGAGAUCGUCGAGUGGGCCAAGGGGACGGGCCUUCAGCCGUUUUUGAACGCGUUGCCAGCGGACGGAGUUGCGAGGGAGGCUUUUCUGGCCGAGUAUCAGAGGAGGUUGGAGAAGGAGUAUCCGCCGACGGGGGAUGGAAAGGUGCUGCUGAUGUACCCUAGACGGUUUGUGGUUGCGUUCCGGUAGGCCACUUGUGGUCAGGGAUCUGAAAUUAGGUAAUACCAGAGAUCAGGUUGCGCGAAUCAUACUUAUAUCUAUUUCUUUGGAUGAUAAGAGCCUUUGUCUGGCCUGACGGAAAGUAAGCAAUGUGGGAGUUAAGUUUUUGGUUAGCUCUUAGUAUACC